UCUUCCAGUCCAAGGCGGAAAAGUGCUUGUUCCUGUCGUAAAACUGAUUGGUUCUGCAUUUGUACAUAAAUUACCCUAAAAAAUAUUUAGCUUCGACAUGCCGUCCUAUCUCGAAACGUCGCCUACUACUCCGCAAAACUAUGGCAGGAAAGUGGGAAAGUUUGUUCGUGAAAUCAAUCCAUGCUGUGGCGGAUGUUCAAUCAAGCUUGGGGCAAAAUUGGUCGUCAUUUUACAAAUGCUCAUUUCCGUUAUCUUCAUGUUCGUCGGAUGUGGAGAAAUCAUAAUGAGGUCCGUAUGUUUUUAUGACAAGGACGACUGGAAACCCCUUUUUUUCUUUGCCUUCAUCCACGCCUGGUUUUCUGGAAAGUUGGUGCUGUAUGGAUUUCUGUAUAAAGGAGCUAAGAAUAGUAAUUACAAAUUGGUCACCCGCUGCUGGAAGAUUUCCAUUUGGUCCGCAAUUACUAACGGUUUGCUCGUAACGAUGGUUACUACCUUCACUGUGGGACGACAGUUUGGACUGGGGGAAUUUGACGUUAUAAUGGAAGUCCUGAAUCUAUACUCAAUUUGGGUUGUGUUCUUCUACAAAGAAGAAUUAAUGAGGGGUGCGGAUUUUAUGGGACCCAAUUCCGAGAGAAUUCCGUAAAAUCGUUUCAUGAAAAUGUGGAAGUUGAAUUGUUAAAUGGAU
Messenger RNA from Folsomia candida, 685 nucleotides. RefSeq lists its product as uncharacterized. Lineage: Eukaryota; Metazoa; Arthropoda; Collembola; Entomobryomorpha; Isotomidae. The record is from RefSeq and is a predicted model, not a curated record. The coding region runs from base 98 to 643 and encodes 181 amino acids. The transcript has 4 exons.